Molecule: messenger RNA, 360 nt
Organism: Trypanosoma rangeli
Lineage: Eukaryota; Euglenozoa; Kinetoplastea; Trypanosomatida; Trypanosomatidae
Exons: 1
Source: RefSeq, a predicted model, not a curated record
UCGCGGGUUCGCGAGCGGUGUGGGAGGUGCUUGAGUGGUGAUCCCCGCUGGCGGAGCCGGCGACAUGGAAGUUGCGUGUUCGCUUGGCCGGCUUUGCCGCGCGUGGGGACUGCCCGUGUCAUGGUGGUGUUGCUGCCCCACUCCAUGCGUCGAAAGGGGGCGGGAUGCGACUCUCAAAGUGACGAAUAUGGGGCUGCGAAGCCCACGCGCCGCCGCUCACACAUCGUGAUGGCGACAGCCCUUUCUGCUUUCUCAUUUUGUCCAGCUCCCUCGCUUUGUCGGAGUCCAACCCUGCUUUCCAGUCCAUUUAUUCCUGUCUCUGCGCUAGUGUAUUGCGACGCUGUGCCCCGGGCCGACUGA